Filobasidium floriforme is the source of this 414-nucleotide messenger RNA. RefSeq lists its product as uncharacterized. NCBI's taxonomy places the organism in Eukaryota, Fungi, Basidiomycota, Tremellomycetes, Filobasidiales, Filobasidiaceae. The transcript has a single exon. The record is from RefSeq and is a predicted model, not a curated record. Bases 97 to 363 code for a protein of 88 amino acids.
AUCCGAUACGGGUCGUGACGACAUGUCAUUACCGCACCCUCCUAUACAGAAACAGCUCGCAGCUAGGACUGCCGUACCUAGUCUCCCUGAUCAAUCAUGACUUCAGCGCAAACCUCUAUACCUCCCACAUCGAGUCCUACCGCCCCGGUCGCCCCGGCCGUCCAGGCCAAAGACUGCCUUCCUUGCCGAUUGACAGGAGCGGCAACCUUUGGAGGAGUAGGCUCGUACGCCUUGUACUUGGCUUACCAGGACGGGGUGUUUGACAAGGUCCGCAGAAAGGGAGGGUCGAUUGUCGGGGGGAGGUUGCAGGUGUUGCUAGGGCUCGGAUUCUUGGGGGCUGGAUUGGGGAGGUUGGUCAUCUAGAUGAGGAGUGAGGGAGAUGGGCACGGGAAUAUGACGGUAAGCUUGAAGGCU